Molecule: messenger RNA, 1467 nt
Organism: Neohortaea acidophila
Lineage: Eukaryota; Fungi; Ascomycota; Dothideomycetes; Mycosphaerellales; Teratosphaeriaceae
Product: GNL3L/Grn1 putative GTPase-domain-containing protein
Exons: 1
Coding region: 102-1073 (323 amino acids)
Cellular component (GO): nucleolus
Source: RefSeq, a predicted model, not a curated record
CCGCUUAGUCACCCAAAAAUUUCGGCCGACCUCAGUCGAAUUUCAGUACGGCGAUCGAUCCCCUCCACCACACUCCUCACACCUCUCGAACCAACGAAAACAUGAAGGUCGGCAAACCCAAAUCCAAGCGCGUGCCCGUGCGCCUCCGACAGAAGAUCCAAAAGGCUUCGGCAGCCAAAGACCGCAAGCGGCGAAAGGACGCAAAGAAGAAUCCCGAAUGGCGCUCGAGGCUGAAGAAGGACCCGGGCAUUCCGAACCUCUUUCCGUACAAGGCGAAGGUGCUGGCGGAGAUUGAGGAGAGUAAGAGGAGGAAAGAGGAGGAGAUGUUGAGGAAGAGGGAGGUUGCGAAGGCGCAGAGGGCGGGGAGGGCUGUUGAGGUUGUUGUGCCUGCUGGGGAGACGGAGGUAGAUGUGGAGGAUGAUGAUGAGGUUCUCUCCGAUGAUGUGGAGGGUCUGGAGGAAGAUGAGUCCAUGGAUGAGGACGACAGCAAUCCCAUGGCAGCGCUGCUCGCUUCAGCGCAGGCGCGAGCAAACAACUACACACAAGACGACGACGGCGAUGACGACGCAGAAGAGGACGAAGAGGAAGAAGAGUGGACCGGCGUCGAAGAGCAGAGAUCAAGCACAACCACCACAUCCCGCCAACAGCCCAAAGCCCUCCCUAAACAAGCGCUCGCAGACCCCAUCAAAAGCAUAUCGAAACUGCUGGAGCGAGUGCAAGACGCAGCAGGCGGCGUUCAGAUCCUGCUCGACUACUACCAGAUCCCACCGCUCGUGACGGCGGGGAGCGAUCUGACUUCUCGCUUCCUCGUCGAGGUGGCGCGGAAACGCGGGCGAUUGGGAAGGGGCGGUGUGCCUAAUUUGCAUUCCGCGGCGCUGACGGUGCUCGGUGAUUUGAAUGAUGAGCGCUUGGUGCUGCCUGUUGCAGAAAAGAAGACGACUGCCGCAACUACGAAGGGCGACGUCCAGGUGGUGGAGCGUUUGGCGGAGCCCUUCAGGAUUGAGGGUUUGUGGGGCGAUGAGGAGGGCGAGGGGGCUAUGGCGGUUGAGAGGGAUGUUACCGUUCAGGUGUGAAGGACGGAUGCAGCGAGAUAAAGAAAAGCGUUGCGUUAAGCUCAUAAAUCGAAUCGGAGAUGUAGACAUUAGGUCGUGAAGUUACGAAUGAUCUCUAUAAGUCCAUUCCAACGCUGUGUCCACACCAUAUCAUUACCGCACUCGUAGUCCUUCUACUAAUACACUCAACCCGUCGCCGCUUCAAAGUCCAUCCAACCACUUCUAUUGUGUAUCCGGUUGUACUCUUUCUUUAUCCUUUCUAGCUCUUGUCUCAGAACUGUUCCUUCACAAGUCCUUCCUCGCGAACGUGCUGUGAUUCUUGCGCAGAGUCGCGCCAUACUAAAUCCGCACAUCAGCAUAGCUCGAUCAAAGGGAGAUGAAGAGGAACACACCUUAUACAAGACAAACGGAAUCG